Messenger RNA from Trichogramma pretiosum, 2703 nucleotides. RefSeq names its product DNA helicase MCM8-like. Gene Ontology annotation, cellular component: nucleus; MCM complex. Gene Ontology annotation, molecular function: ATP hydrolysis activity; single-stranded DNA binding; single-stranded DNA helicase activity. The coding region runs from base 138 to 2612 and encodes 824 amino acids. The transcript has a single exon. NCBI's taxonomy places the organism in Eukaryota, Metazoa, Arthropoda, Insecta, Hymenoptera, Trichogrammatidae. The record is from RefSeq and is a predicted model, not a curated record.
CGAGUCCGCUAAAAGUCAGUCAACAAAACAAAGAAGUCCUCCGCUGUGGGUCGCGCGAAAGAAAACUUUUUAUCCUUCCAAAUCGCAUGCUUUCGAUAAUAGAAACUUGAUUUAAUUUUAGAUUAUCUAUAUAAAAAAUGAGUGAUAAUCCGAGAAGAAAAAAUUGGAAUCCUCGAUGGAAAAAGCGAAAGAAGCCAGACGAUAAUCAAGGUAACACAGAAGAAAGGACAAGUGCAAAUUCAGAAAAUGAAGAGGAUUCGCAGGCGAAUUCCGAUUCUAAUGCAGAUGCUAAUCAACCGAAAAAACGUAGGAUUGCCAAAAGAGAUAUACCCUGGCCUGGUUGGAAAUUAUAUUUCGACGAAUCCGAGUAUAAAAAGACAUCGCCGAUUCUGCCUAAACUUCGAGCUGUUGAAUUAUUUCUCAAAGAGCAUCCUGAAAUUUUAAUGUCCAGUAAUUUUGAAGUUAACAAGGAUAUUAGUAUUGAUGUUAAUCUUCUAUAUGAAAGUGAAAGUAUUACAGAACAUUGGCCUAGUUUCAAAUCAGAGUUAAAAAAUAAUCCUGAACAUGUAUUGAGCUGUCUAGGACUGGCUGUUAACAAAGUUAAAAAUCACGAAAUCCCAAGAAAUAAUAGGUCUGGUCAAAAUAAUGAAAAUGAUAUAGCUGGUGAUAAUAACGAAGAAAAUGGAAAUAACAGAAGCAAUGAAAAUGAUCAAGAUGAUGCAAAUGACAAAAGUGAACAAGAAGGAAAAGAUGCUAUUAUCAGAGUUAAACUGACAAAUUUUGAACCACUUUUACCUCUAAAAAAUAUCAAAGUUAAUUAUUAUGGAAAAUUUAUUAGUAUAAGAGGAUGCGUUGUACGUGUAACUAAAUCUUGCCACAUGGCCUCUCUAUUAGUUUUGUUGUGCAACAAAUGUAAAAUACCUUACACUGUAAGGCAAAAAAAUGGUAUUUACACACCAAAAAAAAGGUGUGAUAUAUGUGGAGCAAUGAAAUUUGAUACAGAUUUAGCUUCUCCUUAUGUAGAAACUAUUCCUAUGCAAACAAUAAGAAUUCAAGAACAUUUUGGAGAAGAUUUUGAUGAUCAAGGAAGAGUACCUAGAGUGAUGGAUGUAGAAUUAUUUGAUGAUCUAGUAGACUCUUGUGCUCCUGGAGAUGAUAUAACUUUGACAGGCAUAAUAAAAAGAAAUGGAACAGACAAUGGAAAAAUAAAAAAUAAUCCAGUAUCUGAUCUUUACUUGGAAGCUAAUUCACUUGUGAAUAAUAACAGUAAAAAUAAAAACUGUGGUGGAAUAUCCUUGGAAUUUACACAAGAUGAUUAUGAAUGCAUCCGAAAUAUUCAUGAAACUGAAGAUAAAUUAGGACUAUUAGUCAAUUCCUUGUGUCCUGGAAUAUAUGGUCAUGAAAUAAUUAAAAUGGCACUGCUUCUGAGUUUAUUCGGAGGUACUUCAAAACAAACCAAUCUAAGAGAUAAUAUUCACAUAUUGAUUGUUGGUGACCCUGGAUUGGGCAAAUCACAAAUGCUUCAAUCUUGUUCUCGAGUGGCUCCAAAAGGAAUUUAUGUUUCUGGAAAUUCAAGCACCUCUUCUGGUUUGACAGUUACUCUUAUUAGAGAAAAGGGACAAAAUGAUUUUGCACUUGAACCUGGUGCAUUAGUUCUAUCUGACAGAGGAUGUUGUUGCAUUGAUGAAUUUGAUAAAAUGCCAACUCAACAUCAAGCGUUAUUAGAAGCAAUGGAGCAGCAAAGUGUGAGUGUUGCAAAAUCAGGAGUAAUUUGGUCUUUACCAGCUAAAACUGCAAUUUUAGCUGCUGCUAAUCCCAUAGGUGGAAGAUACGAAAGAUCUAAAACACUCAAUAACAAUUUAAACAUGAGUCAACCGUUACUAUCUAGAUUUGAUUUAUUAUUUUUGCUGUUGGAUCAACCUGACAAAGAUAUGGACAACUUCUUAUCCAAUCAUGUUAUGCUUAUGCACACAGGUAAAGAAAAAAGUCUAAAUUCACAAUUCAAUGGAAUAACUAGACCACUGAGCGGGGAACCUAGUACACUUAAGCGGCGUUUGUCAUCAUUUCGAAAUUCUAAUGAAGUUGUACCAAUGAAUAUUUUACGCAAAUAUAUAGCUUAUGCAAGACAAUAUGUUAAACCAAAGUUAACUCAAGAAUCUGCUGUAAUAUUACAAAAAUAUUAUUUAAGUUUAAGAAAAAAUAUGGAUUCAGCUGUAAACAUAACUCCAUGUAAUAGGCAGUUAGAAGCUCUAAUCAGAUUGACAGAAGCAAGAGCUAAAUUAGAUUUGAGAGAAGAAACUACGGAGGAAGAUGCUCAAGAUAUUGUAGAAUUGAUGCAGCACACAGUACUUGGUAUGAAUGAAGGAAAACUUGAUACUAGUUUUAUACAAACAACAAAGACUUCAAAAAAUAGUAUGAAAAAUUUGUACAACUUGAUUAAAAAAGAUGCGUCCAAAAAAGGAAAUCACUUAUAUCCUAUGGAAGAAUUAAAAGAUAUUGCUAAAAAAGGAGGAAUAUCAGAUGCUGAUAUCGUACAAGCAAUCGAUAGAUUAAAUAAUGAGGGAAUACUUAUAAAAAAGGCUAAUAAUUUGUAUAAAUUUGCUGCCUAUUAAAUAAAACGAUUAUUAUUGUUAAUUAAAAGCGUAUGUCAUAUUGAAUGGAAACAUUAUAUAGUAGUAAAAAUAAAUUUGUUUUACUUUGAAA